UUUGGAGAAUCGUGACACCCCUAAUAAUCUUCUACUUAUAAUUACUAAAUGAUUAAAAUGGGCUACAUGGAAUCAUAAACGCAUUAACAACUUUCCCAUUGCCAGAGGAAGUUCUGCUUUGUGGUGGCUCUUUAUUUUCAACCCUGCGUCGCUCAAGCGUGAAAUGUGACACGAUGAAUGUGCCUGAAACAAAGCGAGAUGAAGAAAGAAGCAAACGAUAACACAAUGGAGAGUUUUUAUGCACAAUCACUCAUUUCUCCAUUACCGUUCCAUCAAUCUCAAAUGACCUGGGGGCCAAUUAGCACCAAGUCUGCUUAACAGGGGGCCAGUCUAAAAAAAAUGAUAUCGUGAUAAAGAUAUUCAUGAUGAUAUUUCACACAAUUUCUAAGUAAAAGUGUUCGAUUUGAUGUGGAAUGAUGGCAAAAUAUAUCUAUUAAUAUCUAAAGUACCAAAGUACCACAUUAAAUGUAUUCAGUAAGUAAGUUAAGCAAAUAUUUGAGAGAAAUUAAAUGAUAUAUGAUGAUUAAACAGCAUGAAUGAGAGUAUUGAGCAUCAGUGAGACUGAUACUGGAGCAGGUUGUGUAGGUUAACAUGCACAAAGCAACAAAUGCAACACCUUUCAUAAAAACAAUGAGAGCAAAGCCACUGUAAUUUCCCAUUUAGCAUUGACUGUUAGACCACUUCCGAUACAUCAGAAACUUAUCUGAGAGCCACCAAUUUGUGAUCUGUCAGAGCUGAAUGUAUGUGUGUGUCUCAGCAGUGUGUCUUUUUGAGAAAUGUGAGCACGAUGCAAAAAGCCUUCAUUCUUUGUCUGUUUUUUUGGAAUUAUUCCACCUCUGUCUCACAAAACAACCAACUGGACGUCUUGCCGGGAUGUCGAGCUGUGAUACCAUGUCAACGUCAGAGAAGUGACUCUGACACUUUCAAAUGGUUUUACAAGAAGAACGAUCACAGUCACGAAAUCAAGAUCUUUGAACAAAAUAAGCACGGAAUGCUAAUCCAUUCUUCCUCUCAACCCAGAAAGAGUCUCACGUCAAAACAUUCCUUGGUGAUCUCUCAUUUUAAGGAAGAUGAUCAAGGCCUGUACAGGUGUGAGAGCUGUUAUCAGAACAAAUGCAGCCGUGAACAGGCCACAGUCGUCAGUGUCAUGUUAUCUUCUUUUAUUCCCCCAGAAAUUCAGAAUGUUAUCCAGAAAACAAUAUAUGUGACAGCCGGCAGCACUUUUACACACGAAUGUCCUGGUGAAUUGACAAAGUCAGACUGGAGUUUCGAGGCGAGUAACGCGACAAUCUCAUCAGCAAAACUGAAAACUCUGACUUCAAACAAGUCUAUACGUAUUAGAAAUGUCACAAGAGCCGAUGCUGGGAAAUACACCUGCUGGACGAGCAGAUGUGAUGGAUACAGACAGAAACUACUCACAAUCAACCUGUGCAUAGUAACUGUUCACCAGAGAGAGGAUUCGUCUAUUUCUUGUGCUGUAAUAUGUGAUGAGGAAUUCAGUGACCUCAAAUCCAACAACAUGUCAAAUGUGGACACAAGCACAUGGACCACAUCACUGCAUUUAGAUGUGCAUGGGUCUUUAAACUGCACUGGAAAUGGCACCCAACCAUCAAAUAGGCCUACUUCACCAGAAUCAAAAUUUCUGUCUCCUGUCGUCUAUGGAACAUCAGCCGCGGCUGCAUGUCUAAUUCUCGUCAUAGUUUCAGUGCUCUACUUCAGAACAAGGUUGUGGGCAGGUUUCACUGAGUGCUGCUCUGGCUCUGCCACUGAUGACAGGGUGGAGGAGACCCAUGUGAUUUAUUCAUCACUUAUCAUCAGGAAACCUGUCAGGACAACAAGCAGUCACAUGGCUGACAGUGAUUGUGUGUAUAGUGUGCCUACACACAGGGAUUAAAUCCACGUUUUAGACCAAGCUGCUGUGUAAAAUCUUUAGAUUUUGAUUGAUCUGACCUUAUGUACAUGUCCCACAAGAUAAGACAUCUCAUCUUUGUGAUUGACGUUGAGGCCACAUUAGGUCCUGACUUAUUAUUGAUCAUUUUAAAUAUGAUAUUACGUCCCACCUCCUCCAUAUUAUCAGUAGCAGUAUUUUUUUUUUGCUAUUAAUUCAUUUUUCUGAGUUUUUUUUUUUGAUGAUUUCAUGUUUAAAAGUUGUGUGCAGUGUCUUAAAAUGUGAGGUGAGAUUAAAUGUCUUGGUCACCAUAUUGCUUAUUAUUUAUCAGAAAACUGUUGUAAGAUGCUAAAGAUAAUAGCAUUCAUUGUCAUGUUAUAUGCUGCCCGCUGGUGGCGCUCUUAUAGAAAAAGCAACAUGCAGAGAGUUGAUGUGGUGUCAUAAUGAUGGCAAUACAGUGAAUUGUUUGGAAGUGAUGAAAGGUAAUUACAUAUAGCAUAUAUUGAUUUGUAUGUGCAGAAAACAACGUGUUCUUAUAUAUUAAUUGUCUUAAACUCUUUUAUUCAUUAAUAUUGUUUACUAUGCUGUUAUUUUACUCUAUUCACUUUUAAUCUUGUCUUCUUUGUUGUUAACUACUUGUCUUAAAUUUGUUUUGCAAUAAAGCACUCAUUGUAUGAAUAAAUCUAAC
Molecule: messenger RNA, 2576 nt
Organism: Solea senegalensis (Senegalese sole)
Lineage: Eukaryota; Metazoa; Chordata; Actinopteri; Pleuronectiformes; Soleidae
Exons: 6
Coding region: 743-1894 (383 amino acids)
Cellular component (GO): neuron projection
Source: RefSeq, a predicted model, not a curated record